AUUCGAGCCUUUGCGCAGACGCUCACUGCUACUAGGUCGAGAGUGUUGCCCAUGGAGGUGAUUUCGAUGCCAAGUAUGAUGACGGCGACAAACCGUCGAUGGAGAACCGCUUUGGUCUGAAAUCAUCGUGGGACCACUUCCUGCCUUCGCCAGCGGAUAUGCCGCAAGGACGUUUCGAGUGCGAGUUGGAUGAAGUGAUCGUGUAUGGCGAGAUACCAAAGACAAUCGAUGGCACCUGGUACCGGAUGCUCAAUGAUCCACACUAUCCUCCGGCCAAGGGCACUCCUUUUGUCGAGGGAGAUGGGCACUUAUGCGCGUUUCGCAUUCAGGAUGGCAAAAUUUCGAUGAAAACCAAAUAUGUUCAAACUGAAAGAUGGCUCUUGGAACGCAAGGCUGGUCGACGACUCUUUGGAAUGUACAGAAAUCCAUAUGAUGCACAUCCAUGCAUUCGACUCGCGAACGAUGCCACAGGCAAUACGAACAUCAUCUACUGGGGAGGCAAUCUGCUCGCGCUGGCUGAGCGCGGAUUACCUUAUGCAAUGGAUCCUGAUACCCUAGAGACAAGAGGAGCAGAUCCAUUCGCUGGACAAACUCGCGCCAAAACAUUUGCAGCACAUCCCAAAGUGGAUCCAUUCAAGAACGAAUUGGUGACCUGGAGCUAUAAUGCAAAAGGACUGGCUACUCGUGACUUUGCCACAUACUCUAUCAGUGAAGACAGCGUCAUUUCGAACGAGAAUUGGUAUCAGCAAGACAAGACUGGGUGGCCGCACGAUGGCUGGAUCACAGAGAACUGGAUCAUCUUGGCCAACAUGCCAUUCACCACAAACUCGGAAGAGGUGCUGAAGCAAGGCGGUCACUAUUGGACAUUCGUCGAUGGCCAGCCACAAGAAUUCCUGGUCGCACCACGAAAGUCUGGCGCACCUCGAAAUUCUUCCUGGAAAGUUGGCGAGUUCCGCAAGUACGUCACCGAUCACGGUCUAAUAGUCCAUGCUGGAAACGCCUGGGAAGCUGAAGAUGGUACGCUGCAGCUCGAAAGCCACUUCCUGAGCUUCAACGUCUUCCCAUUUUGGAACCCUCCAGGUUACAACCCCCUCUUCCAAAAGCGAAUUGGGUCCGUUAUACUAUUGACCUCAGUCAGCCAGAUGGAACCAAAGUGGCGCCUCCUGUUAUUCUUCAGGAAGGCAUUUAUGACUUCCCAGUGUGGGAUGAGCGUUUCACCACAAAGCCAACGAAAUAUAUCAUCAUGGCCGAGUUUGCCAACAAAUUCGAGAACCGAAGACCAGAUUUCGAUCGAAUCGUCAGACUCAAUACAGAAACUGGGGAGAAGCAAGUAUUCCAUGCUGGUGACGAGAGCUAUGUGUUGGAGCCAGCGUUUAUUCCGCGCUCUGCAGACGCGCCAGAAGGCGAUGGCUAUAUAAUUUUCUACACGACACGAGCAAGCACAAACAAGGGCGAGCUGGUAAUUCUGGACACCAACGAUAUGUCGAAGCCUUUGGCUAUCGCAGUGCUACCGUUCGCGAUGAGGAAGCAGGUUCACGGCAAUUGGGUUGACAAUCCGCAUCCGGGGAAGAAGUUACCCUCGUUGACGGCUCCCGUAAAGCAAGAUGUCAGGCCAACACCCUGGCAGUCUCAGCUUCAU
Messenger RNA from Cercospora beticola, 1639 nucleotides. NCBI's taxonomy places the organism in Eukaryota, Fungi, Ascomycota, Dothideomycetes, Mycosphaerellales, Mycosphaerellaceae. The record is from RefSeq and is a predicted model, not a curated record.